AACCCGUGAACCUUCAUGGCCAGACCACAGAGCGCUGCCAACCCAGCGGAGACCGUAACAAUUUUUCGAAUGCGCGGCUUUUUUCCCCGUUCACGCCCACGGUGAGAGAUGAUUCGUGUCGGAGCGCCUGGAGUGGUCCUCCCCUCCCAUCGCCAGUGGUCGUGAGCGCUGUCACUCCUGUACAGAGGCCGCCCGAGGAAAUAAAACAUUCGCGAAACGGACACGUUCCCAGGCAGAGUGCGGCUCUUUUAAACCUGCUGAAAUAAGAGAUGCAAAGUCUUUAGCCUUUGUAUUUUGUCCUAAACCUCUUUUUUUAUUAUUUUUUUAAUCGGCUGAAUCAAAGGAAAUAAUCUUGGAAAUAAUCAGAAAAGGCACGAGGUUUUGUUGAACUCUAAUGACCAUGACAGCCAAGAUAACCUUCCCGGAACUGGAGGUUUGGUUUCUGCUGGUUCUCAUGAUUGGUGCAGACGCUGCCCACAUGAUGUCGAAAAACUGCAGUCACAUUGCAUUGAAUUCCUCCGUUAUCCUCCUUGGUAAUCCUUUGAGAGCUACUUUACUGCCAAGAAGCGGAGCUUGCACUGUCGACUACAAGGACAACCCAAUUGACGUGGUCUGGCAACUGGACAAGGAUGAGAUUUUGAGAAGCCGGUACAGUGCAUUGAAUGACCAGGUGCUGACAGUCACCAUACCCAGUUUCAAUCAACUCAAAGGGAACCUGACUUGCUCUGUCCUUCACAACGGAUCGCUGCAGCUGCUUCAAUGGGUUGAGGUCAGAGCUGGAUAUCCUCCAAUGAAACCACACCUUUUACUCUGCAAAUCGUACUGGACCUCAUUUGCAAUACAAAGCAUUGUUUGUAAUUGGGAUCCAGGAUCUGAGACUCAUUUGGAGACUAAUUACACAUUACAUGUAUCGGAAACCAUUGGGAAAUGCGCUACCAGAUAUUUAACACCAAAGAAUUGCACUACAAGUGGAGCCAAUAAUUCAUGCAUGGUCCUUGUCUCAAACUUGGUUUCGUACCAUGACAUCUGGGUUACGGCUGAGAACGACCUUGGCACCGAAAUGUCCAACCACAAAUGCCUUGAUGGCAUGUUGAUAGUAAAAUUCAGAGCUCCUCGAAUAAUUGAGGUGACACCGGAUGCUGAGCAAAAUGGCUGCUUAAUUGGUCAAUGGAUGAUGCCCUUUGAGAUGACUGAUCAUACCACAGUGGCUUUUGAGAUCCGGUACAAGGAACUUGACGAUGAAAGAUGGAUCCAGGUUGCUUUAACAAUGAUAAAUAGUACUUUCUUCAGACUAUGCCAUCUCUUGCCUUACACUGAGUACCAGAUGAAAAUUCGCUGUAAGCAGAAAACUGAGACCAGUCCAUGGAGUGACUGGAGCAAUGAGAAGACCGGCAUUACAGCAGAGUCUGUUCCAACUCAAAAACUACAACUUUGGAGAAGUAUCGAGACUCCGAAUGCAGAAGGAAUACGCAGGGUGCACCUAAUGUGGAAGCCACUGAAAAAAACUGCAGCGAAUGGAGAGAUUUUGGGCUACAGGGUCUGGCUGCAUAAACCGGAGCUGCGAGUGCACAACGCUUCAAUCUCAGAGCGAUUCAUCCAUUUGCCAGAUGGCAACUACAGAAUCCAAGUGUCCGCCUACAAUUCAGUGGGGGAAUCUCCAAAGGCUGACAUCGUCAUUCCAUCAUCGAAAAAUCUAGGGUUACCAUCAAUGUCCCACAUUCUUGCUUUUUCCAAUGGAAACAACAGCAUUCUGGUGCAAUGGGAACCUCCCAAUGUGCCAACAACUGGUUACGUGGUCGAAUGGUGUGCAGUGUCUGUGAAAAUUGCCUGCAGUAUCAGCUGGCAAAAUGUCGCUGCCAACGUUACAGAAGUAACCAUCCAAGAUACCAUUGAGCCAAUACAGCUGUACAACAUUUCAGUUUACCCUAUUUGUGAAGACCUGCCAGGCUUUCCUUCAUCCACUCAGGCAUACUCAAAAGAAGGUGCUCCAAGGCGCAGUCCAGAGAUCCGGUCCAAACAGAUCUGGAAGACCAAAGUUCACUUCGAAUGGAAGGAGCUUCCAAUUGAUGAUCGGAAUGGCUUCAUCAGGAAUUACACAAUACUGUAUAAGAAUAGGAAUGGCAAGCUGAAAUCUGUGGUCAUCAAUAGCUCUGAGCACAACUGCAUCCUUACUGACCUGUUGCCAAACAUGGAGUAUGACGUGACCAUUGUGGCCUCGACAGAUGCAGGCAGUGCUACCGGCUACAACCUGGCCAUUACCACCAAGAUGAUUGAUGACGGAGAAGUGGAACUGUUCCUGAUGUGCAUCUUCCUGUUCUCUCUGUUUCUGACCCUGGCUUUAAUUGGGACCUGCAUCUACCAACGGCAAAGAAUUAAGAAACACAUCUGGCCCAACAUCCCAGACGCUGCAAAUAGCACCCUCGCUCACUGGAUGCCAAAAACAUUAUGGCAGGUUUUUCCUUUUAUUCUGAGGCUGUGCCCUCUGGUCCUAGACUGUUCCACUAGAGGAAACAUCCCCUCAACAUCCACUCUAUGAAAGAAUGAAUAAAUGAAUGAAAGAUGUUUAUUGACCAAGUAUUCGCAUACAAGGAAUUUGCCCUGGUGCUCCACCCGCAAGUGACAACAUGACAUAUAGUGACAGUUAGGAAUGACAUAUAAAGCAUCAAACAUUACUAGCAAAACAUUAUUGAUUAAACAUGUGAAUUAAAUAAAAUGCCAGAUCAAAAGGAGGCUACAAAUUUUGGGUUAUUAAGUAGAGCUACUACUUGUGGGAAAAAAAGCUGAUUUUCUAGUCUAUCUAGGCCUUUCACUAUUCGAUACGUUUCAAUGAAGUACCCGCUCAUCCUUCCCAACUCUAGCGAGUACCAGAGGUCAAGAUUGAAACUGGGACUUUUUGCUUGUGCAGUAGCAACGCUCCCUGCUGUUCCACUAUCCCUCCUUUCCAUUGGGAGGAGUUUGUUUGUUGAUGUACGUCACUGAAGUGGCCAUCACUUAUUUUCCAAAGUGCAUUUGUUUAAACUCUUUGUUGAUAUUCAACAGUAGGCCAUCCGUGGCGGAAUGCCCUUUCAACCCGUAGAAGAGUUUUGCAACUAUAUACUAGUUAACAAUCUAAAAUACUCAGACAAUUAUAGAUGCAUUGUUCUGAAUGAACAAUUGCGAGCGGCGUUUCAAAGAUAUUCCUGAGAUUUUUUCUUUACAUCAAAGACUAGAGGGCAUAGCUUUAAGGAGAGAGGGGUACAGUUUAAAGGAGAUGUACGGGGAAAGUUUUUCUUUCUACACAGAAGUGGGUGCCUGAAACUCGCUGCCAGGGAUGGUGGGGGCGACAGGUAGAAUAGUGGCAUGUGAGGUUUUUAGAUUGGCACAUGGAUGUACAGGGAAUGGAGGGGUCUGGAUCAUGUACAGGCGGGAAGGAUUAGUUGAACUUGGCAUUAUGUUCGGCAUGGACAUUGUGGGCCAAAUGGCCUGUUCCUUUGCUGUGUGGUUCUAUGUUCCAUGUUUGUUAGUGGUUUAUGGAAAGUCAGUAAAGGUGGCCAGACCAGCAUUUAAUGCCCAUCCUUAAGUACCCUUGACAAGGUGGUAGCGAGUCACCAUUUUGGACCACUGCAGUUCACCUGGCAAAGAUGUUUCUGUGGCACUGUUGAGGUAGGGGUCCCAGAAUGAUGCAAGGAACCGCAGGGAAUUUCCAAAUCAUGAUGGUAUGCAGUCCAGAAAAGAAACUAGAAGGAGUGUUGUUCUCAUGUGCCUGCUGCCUUUUCCAAAUAGAAAGGGAACGUUCUCCUGCAUGCAAAAAGAUGUUGGCAGGUGCACCGCAGAACAGCAACUUACCCUCGUUUUUGCUUCAAAAAGGAUGUAAGAGAACUUGAAGGGGAUCCGAAUCCCAAGACUCGAUGCCAAGUUGUUUGUUACGAGGGCUCGGCCAAAUCCCACAUCAGUGACAUCAAAUAUUACUGGCUACAGGGCGCGAAGAACGGGGGCUAUCCAGCGUUUGUGAUGGAAGCCAACAGCAGCACCGAGCAAUCCCUCCAGGACGUCAGCGCCGGGCAAGAUGCGAUUGAUCCCCGGGAGAUGGAACGUUUGCAGCACCCUGCACCAGAGUGCAACAGCGCGACCAUGAAUGAGUACCAGGCCCACGAGAGCACAAUAUUCGCCGGUUCGUCAAACCCGGCAUCACCUCUUCACACUUGCUCAUCGCACGAUGGCCAUAGUCUGUUAUCACAAAUGCGGAGCAUCCCAGAUGGCAGCCAUGGUAAAACUCUGCUGGAGUCAAAUCAUGCACUCGACGAACAGGAAAUGUUGUGCAGCUUUCCAUUUUUAAUGAACUUGCAUAAUCAUAUGAGCUCUGAAAUAUUAAGUUUAAAUACAUAGACUCAGAUGCCGUCAUGCAAAAGGUUGCAUGGACCAAAGUCUGACUGGCUCAUCAUAGCCCAUGUGCCAUCAGUCUGAAGAAGGGUUUCAGCCCGAGACGUUGCCUAUUUCCUUCGCUCCAUAGAUGCUGCUUCACCCGCUGAGUUUCUCCAGCAUUUUAGUCUACCAGAGAUACUAUUGUUGGCUACUAUUGUUAUGUCUUCAUGAUUGUUAAUGGUACAUUACCAAAUGUAACUAAAAACUCUGGAAAAUCAACUGCAGAUGCUGGAACCUUGAACAAAACACAAAAUGCUGGAGGAACUCAGCAGGUUAGGCAGCAUCUGUAGAUGGACUGGACUGGCAGCAUUUCAGGUCACUGCUGGAAACAUUGUCUGUCCAUUUCCUCUUCAGAUGCUGCCUGACCCAUUGAGUUCCUCCAGCACUGUGUGUUUGCACUUAAGACUCAUCUCUGUAGCAAUCUGCAUGUACUAUCUCUGAGAGAAAAUAAUGGGAAUUUAUUUCUAAAAGAAAACAAACCAUCUAUUUUUUUUUAAAGUUCUAAACAAAAUCUGACCUUGUUAUCACUAAAAUUAUAAUCAGUUUUCAAGGUGAACAUUGUCCAUAUGUUCUGAAAGAUCUAAUUUUGGUACUAUAUCAACAUUUAAAUGGCAUUUAUACAGGUACAUGAACUGGAAAGGUUUAAAGGGUUUUGGGCCUAACGUGGGCAGGUGGGAUUAGUGGGACAUUCUGGUCGGUAUGGGCAAGUUGGGCCAAAGGGCCUGUUUCCGUGCUGUAUGACUAUGAUGGAAUAAGAUGAAAUCAAACCACAUGAUUGAACUUGGCUUGAUUAUCAUUGGGGAAGGUACAGUCAUAGAGAUGUACAGCAUGGAAACAGCCCCUUCGGCUCACCUUGUCCACGCUGCAUUCUUGGCUAGUCCUGUUUGGGUUUUUCCUUGUCAAUUGUGCCUUGUUUUGUAUGCUAUCUAAUCAAAACAGAUAAUAUACCUGGCGAUUUAGACGCACCUGCGUCGAAGACACGCCCCCAUUUUGAGCUGCUAAAUUUUGGGGAAAAAAACAAACAUUUGCCGUGGUGGCGGCCAUUUGCAUUGCGUAUUGUUUUCAUAUAAAAUAAAGAUAAUGUAUAUACCGGUAAUAAAAACAAUACAGUGUUCGGAAUAAAAUAACAUUUUAUUGUGCACGACACAAAGAUUACAAAAACGAAAAACAUUCUAAUAUUCAAAUCUGAAAAAGUCACUACUAUCAUCCGAAUGUUCAAAGCAUGAUAAUUCACCAGGGGCAUCACUGCUGUUCGGAAUAUAACUAUUAUCAAAUAGAAUGUCGUCUUUGAGCCAUCUAACGCUUUACUGAUGCCACAUUUUUUAAAAGCUUUGACGACAAUUUCAGUCUUAACACGGUUCCACGAUUUUAAAACCCACUCGCGCACCUGAGCAGUGGUUGGCCUUUUCAAACGACCUGUUGGUGUUAGAUCGUGGUCUGUGCUCCUCAUCCACUGAUUCCAUUCCUCUUUCAUAAUGGAUGGAUAACGUUGAUGGAUAUGUGCAAAGGCUGAAAUUGGCAAGUUAAUCCACCGGGGAUCACUACAAGUUUUGACUUCACUCUCUUUACCCUUUCUUUAGUAGCUGUAGUUAGGUGAGCACGAAACUUGUCCUACACAAGUAGGGGUGGUUUUUUAAGAAGGCCCCCGGGAUGCCAUGACCAGACCUUAUCCAACCAGAGCUUCAUUCCAUCUUCAUCCAUCCAUCCAUCCCUUUGAAUGCACGUGGAGAACAAUCCCUGGUGGAAUUUUGUCUUUUGGGAUGGGUUUUCCUCUUUAAAAAUAAGUAGUGGUAAUAUAAUCCCAUCCACACAACAUGAU
This is a messenger RNA of Leucoraja erinaceus (little skate), 6220 nucleotides long. Its product is annotated as interleukin-6 receptor subunit beta-like. The coding region runs from base 395 to 2536 and encodes 713 amino acids. Lineage: Eukaryota; Metazoa; Chordata; Chondrichthyes; Rajiformes; Rajidae. Gene Ontology annotation, cellular component: external side of plasma membrane; membrane; signaling receptor complex. Gene Ontology annotation, molecular function: granulocyte colony-stimulating factor binding; cytokine receptor activity. The transcript is spliced from 17 exons. Gene Ontology annotation, biological process: cytokine-mediated signaling pathway. The record is from RefSeq and is a predicted model, not a curated record.